CCGGCCCGGCUCGGCUCGGCUCGGCGCGCCGCAGGGGCAAGGUGCGGCGGCUGAAGGGGGCGGUGGUUCAGCGGCUUUGUUGGCUUGGAGCGUGGCGGCGGGAAGAGCGGCGCCUCGGUGAGAGCCCACCAUGGUGCAGCAAGCGGAGAGUACGGAGGCGGAGAGCAACCUGCCCCGGGAAGCAAUGGAUACAGAAGAGGGAGAGUUCAUGGCUUGCAGCCCCGUCGCUUUGGACGAGAGCGAUCCGGACUGGUGCAAAACGGCGUCGGGGCACAUAAAAAGACCGAUGAACGCGUUCAUGGUGUGGUCUAAGAUCGAGAGGAGAAAAAUCAUGGAGCAGUCCCCGGACAUGCACAACGCGGAGAUCUCCAAGCGUCUGGGCAAGCGGUGGAAAAUGCUGAAGGACAGCGAGAAGAUCCCCUUCAUCCGGGAGGCGGAGAGGCUGCGGCUCAAGCACAUGGCCGAUUACCCCGACUACAAAUACCGGCCCAGGAAAAAGCCCAAAAUGGACCCGGCGGCCAAGCCCAAUGCCAGCCAAAGUCCGGAGAAAAACGCACCCACCAGCAGCGGCGGCAGCAAAAGCGCCAAAAGCUCCAGCAAGAAGUGUAGCAAGCUGAAAGCCUCCUCCGCCUCCUCGCCCCCCAAGCCGGGAGCCAAAGCCUCCCACCACGGGGACUACUCGGGGGACGAAUACGUCUUCGGCACCCUCAAAGUGAGCAGCAAGACGGUCAAGUGUGUCUUCAUGGACGAGGAGGAUGACGAGGAGGAGGACGAAGACGAGCUGCAGCUGCGAAUCAAGCAGGAGGCGGAGGACGAGGAGGAGGACGAGGAGCCGGGACCGCAGCAGCUGCGGCGGUACAACGUGGCCAAAGUGCCGGCGAGUCCCACCUUGAGCUCCUCGGCGGAGUCCACCGAGGGGGCCAGUCUCUACGAGGAGGUGCGGAGCGGCGCCGCGGCUGCGGGCGGCGGCAGCAGACUCUACUACAGCUUCAAGAACAUCACCAAGCAGGGCCCGCAGCCGCCGCAGCAGCCGCCCGGUCUCUCCCCGGCCUCCUCCCGGUCUAUCUCCACCUCGUCGGCCGGCAGCGAGGAGACGGACGACCUGCUCUUCGACCUCAGCCUCAACUUCUCUCAGCACGGCCACGCCGCCGCCGAGCUGGGAGCGGGUGCCGCCGCCGGGAACCUCUCCCUCUCGCUGGUGGACAAGGACCUGGACUCCUUCAGCGAGGGCAGCCUCGGCUCCCACUUCGAGUUCCCCGACUACUGCACCCCAGAGUUGAGCGAGAUGAUCGCGGGCGACUGGCUGGAGGCGAACUUCUCCGACCUGGUGUUCACGUACUGAGCGGCGGCGAGGAGCGGAGGAGCCGGAGCUGCGCGACGCCGGCGAUGAUGAUACGAUGAUGAUGCUGAUGAUGAUAAUUAAAAAAAAAAAAGUCUUGUUUUCUUUAAAAAAAAAAUCUUGAAGUUAGUUCCGAGCCCGGGAGUUGUGAUUUUAUUAUUUUUUUUACUUUUUUUUACUUUUUUUUUAUUGCAUUUGGUGAUCACAACAACAACAGCAAAGGCAAAUGGGACUGGGGGAAAAAAUGAUACAGAAGGCGCUGUUUGAAGCUUGUCGGUCUCUGAUUGAAGUCUGGAAGAUGGUCUGCAAAGAAGUCUUGUGGCAGCACAACUGUUACUCAAGGGGGUUUGUGGAUUUUUUUUUUUUUUUCCCGUGAGAGAUCUUGAAGAACUGUUCUAUUUUUUUUUAUUAUUAUUUUUCCGAAAGGGACCAUUGCAACUUUUUUUGGAGGGAGAAAACUGAUGUCUUCUAUGCAUCCGAUUCUUAACAAAGCUGCAGGGAGCUUGAAAAAAUGCAGACUGUACAAACGCUUACAAAUAA
Pezoporus flaviventris is the source of this 1879-nucleotide messenger RNA. It is a transcript of the gene SOX11, whose product is annotated as SRY-box transcription factor 11. Gene Ontology annotation, molecular function: DNA-binding transcription activator activity, RNA polymerase II-specific; RNA polymerase II cis-regulatory region sequence-specific DNA binding. Gene Ontology annotation, biological process: neuron differentiation; negative regulation of transcription by RNA polymerase II; positive regulation of transcription by RNA polymerase II. Bases 131 to 1342 code for a protein of 403 amino acids. The transcript has a single exon. Lineage: Eukaryota; Metazoa; Chordata; Aves; Psittaciformes; Psittacidae. The record is from RefSeq and is a predicted model, not a curated record.